This is a messenger RNA of Balaenoptera ricei (Rice's whale), 3339 nucleotides long. RefSeq names its product gap junction protein alpha 5 (gene GJA5). Bases 234 to 1310 code for a protein of 358 amino acids. The transcript has 3 exons. Gene Ontology annotation, cellular component: connexin complex. The record is from RefSeq and is a predicted model, not a curated record. Gene Ontology annotation, biological process: cell communication. Lineage: Eukaryota; Metazoa; Chordata; Mammalia; Artiodactyla; Balaenopteridae.
CGACCGACAGGCUGGAGAGCAAGGAAGAGUGGGCAGCGGGGGAGAGGCGGCCAGAGAACCAAGAAGCCAACUGGAAUUCCAGACAGGAGGAAAAGAGGAAGGUACUGGUCUAAAGUCCUAGGCCAUUAGAGCUGGAAGAGGUCUCCUAGAUUGCCAGUCAACUUCUUCUUUGACAAAUAAGGAAAACAAGGCCCAGAAAAGGAGUCUUGGCGUCUGUCUUCUGCUGAGCCAAGAUGGGUGACUGGAGCUUCCUGGGAGAGUUCCUGGAGGAAGCACACAAGCAUUCCACGGUGAUCGGUAAGGUCUGGCUCACCGUCCUCUUCAUAUUCCGCAUGCUGGUGCUGGGCACGGCUGCCGAGUCCUCCUGGGGGGACGAGCAGGCUGAUUUCCAGUGCGAUACGAUUCAGCCCGGUUGCGAGAACGUCUGCUAUGACCAAGCCUUCCCUAUCUCCCACAUUCGCUAUUGGGUGCUGCAGAUCAUCUUCGUCUCCACACCGUCUCUAGUGUACUUGGGCCACGCCGUGCACACGGUGCGCAUGCAGGAGAAGCGGAAGCUACGGGAGGGCGAGAGGGCCAAAGAGGUUCGGGGCGCUGCCUCUUACGAGUACCCAGUGGCCGAGAAGACGGAGCUGUCCUGCUGGGAAGAAGUGAACGGAAGGAUUCCCCUCCGGGGCAGUCUGCUCAACACUUACGUCUGCAGCAUCCUGAUCCGCACCACCAUGGAGGUGGCCUUCAUUGUGGGCCAGUACCUCCUCUACGGCAUCUUCCUGGACACCCUGCAUGUCUGCCGCAGGAGUCCCUGCCCCCAUCCUGUCAACUGUUAUGUGUCCCGGCCCACGGAGAAGAAUGUCUUCAUUGUCUUUAUGCUGGCUGUGGCCGGACUGUCCCUUUUCCUCAGCCUUGUUGAACUCUACCACCUGGGCUGGAAAAAGAUCAGACAGCGAUUUGUCAAGUCACAGCAGGGCAUGGCUGAGUGCCAGCUUCCUGGUCCCUCUGCCCGCAUAGUCCAGAGCUGCACACCACCCCCUGACUUCAAUCAGUGCCUGGAGAAUGGCCCCGGGGGGAAAUUCUUCAAUCCAUUCAGUAACAAGAUGGCCUCUCAGCAGAACACAGAUAACCUGGCCACUGAGCAAGUGCGAGGCCAGGAGCAGAUUCCUGGAGACGGUUUCAUUCAUAUCCGUUAUGCCCAGAAGCCUGAGGUACCCAAUGAAGGCUCUCCAGGUCACCGCCUCCCCCAUGGCUACCAGAGUGACAAGCGCCGUCUCAGCAAGGCCAGCAGCAAGGCCAGGUCAGAUGACCUAUCAGUGUGACCCACCAGUGUGGUGGAACCAGGACCAGGUGGGAACAAAGGAGGCUCAGAGAGAGAAGGUGUGUCCCUUCUGACCCCAUCUCUCUCGUUCUCAUCACUGCUCUACUCAGUUUGGGCCCUGGAUCUCAAUGGCAUUGCUCAUUUUUUCCAGAAGCUAUGACCAGGUCUUUGUGGGUGCAGUAAGAGACAUGAUUACCUACCCAGGCUCCACCACCCUCCACUCAGAAUCCUCAGUGAAGCCUUUCAUAUUAUUCAGUGAAUGGGAUAGAGGAAGGGACGGGGACCAUGGCAAAUCUGACCUGGGAGGGACAGCCAGAGGGAUAGGAUGACUGUCUACAUACCAGCCACAUACCAGAUGGAUUCUCUAAGCCCCUCUGGCGUCCUUGACCCGAUCACCCUUCCUCCUGCAAGGAAGAGCCCAAAGUUCCCGGCCAGCAACAAGCAUGAAUCAAGGAACUUGCAUUAGAUGUGCUCUUGAAUCUGUUGUCUCCUUGGACCGUACCUUGGGGUGGUGGUCAGGUCGCCAUGGGAUGCCCUUGGCUGCCCCUCCCUCCACCCAGUCUUACUUAAAAAGAGGUCCUUAGACCUCGACCAGCAGCCUCAACUUUACAAGUGCCUUGGUAUGCACCUCUGGCAAAUGUCUCACCUUGGUGAUGUUGCAGCUUUUCCUUCUGCCAGGGUGUACAGCCAGCCCGGGGAGGGGGGUGAAAAGCUCUCCUCGGGAGUCACUGUGCACACUGACCCCACUGGCUUUCCUGCCACCACAUAUCAACCUGCAGCUCUUUUACAGUUCAACCUGAUGGUAGAAACCAUCCCUUCCAGUCCUCCCUUGGCGGUCCAUCCAGUGCUCCCCUAAAAACCUUAUUGACCAGAAUGCCCAAGAAGCCAUCGUCCUCUCUCACAUUCUGACCAGAUCACCAGCCAUGGAGGCCAGUGGAAUUUCCCCAGGUCUUAGUAAAACAAAGAGGGGAUUGUGCUUCUCAGAUUCCCCUUGGGAAAAAAAAAAUAAUUCUGCUGUGAAGAUAAAAAUGAAAAAGGAGAGAAAAUACUGGAAAACGAUUUUCCCCUCCUGUUUGCUUCCCUUGCUGACUGCCAACUUAGAGUGCCAAGAGGAGGUGUGAUGACAACUAUGGAGGCCCCCAUAUCUCUCUUUCCCUGGAGGAUUUAGCAGGGGCACGAAAGCAGAAAGGGAAUCUCCAGCUCUCUUGGCAGGGCCCUUGUUUAAGAGCACAGAGAUGCCUGUAUCUCCCCAGUGCUCCUAAUGAGACUGCCAAAAAAGCAGUGGGGACUACAGAAAAGCCCUGCCUUCCCAGGGACUGGCCAGGUUUCUCUCUUCAGUCCAUCUGUAAUAGGUGGUUGCCAUUUUGGAUGAAGGUAAAGGAUGCUCAGAAGUGGAUGCUGAAACUUACAGGGAGACAGUUAGUUUUUAAGAUGCAUGUGUGUGUUUGUGUGUGUAUGUAUAUGCUGAUAAGGUGGGUGAAGGGGAGGGAAGUCCUGAAGUAAGGAAAGCAUGCCUUAGAGACACUUGUGUCUUCCUGCCCUUUCCUCCAGAUGCCUGGCAGAGGGGCUGAGCCUCACUGUUUUCAGUGUCAUUAACCUAAAUAGAUAGGUCUGAGAGGUUGGGACAGAGGAGGCUGAAGCCUCAGAAGGAGGCUCAGCCUCUGCCCCACCUGCCCAUCUCUGGGCCCCUCUGCUGAUACUUGGUUGUUAUUGGUGGGUGGAGAGAAGGAUGAGGGUAGAGGGGUGGAGGAAGCUGACGGAGAUGCCAUUUAGGGAAGAAUGACUGGUCAUCCCAGAUCCCUGGAGGGGACACCUUUUAAUCUAUUCUCUGGCACUGGCAUUAAGACUCUCUCUCCAAAACAAAGCAAAAAAGACUCUCUUUCCUUCCAUCUCUGAAGUGUGUUUGUUUUGUGAAAUGAAUGUUCCUGGAUUAGAAAUUCUGUGAGAUCAGUCCUGAUGAUGGGGCUUUCAGGAAGGAAAAAGGAAAUAAUAUGUGUAGUUUGUCCUAAUAAAGUCUGGCCCUACAUUUA